Aricia agestis (brown argus) is the source of this 2071-nucleotide messenger RNA. RefSeq names its product CDK5RAP1-like protein. Gene Ontology annotation, biological process: negative regulation of cyclin-dependent protein serine/threonine kinase activity; tRNA modification. The record is from RefSeq and is a predicted model, not a curated record. NCBI's taxonomy places the organism in Eukaryota, Metazoa, Arthropoda, Insecta, Lepidoptera, Lycaenidae. The coding region runs from base 148 to 1875 and encodes 575 amino acids. Gene Ontology annotation, cellular component: cytosol; mitochondrion. Gene Ontology annotation, molecular function: 4 iron, 4 sulfur cluster binding; tRNA-2-methylthio-N(6)-dimethylallyladenosine(37) synthase activity. The transcript is spliced from 7 exons.
AUAAUAGAUGUAAAGAAAUUCAUAAUAAAAAAUACACACGAAACCCACAUGUAACCCUGAGGAGAUUUUCGUUGAAACUAAAUAUAGAAAGUAUUAUACAAAUAGAAAAACUUGUAUGUAAUAAAAAAAUAUUAUAUUACCUUAAAAAUGAUUAUAAAUACUUCGAGGCAGUUCCUGAAGCUCUUCCAUAAGUCGCCAUAUAAAUGCCGGUGCUUAUCAGAUUCUAGUGUUUCCGUAUUGAAAGAAAAACUUAAAAGUGGACCCAGCCUGAAAGAUUUUCUAAGUGAAUCGGUUGGCGCACCAGAAGUCAUCACGCAUGCACCACAUAUACCUUAUCUACAGGGCUUUAGAGAUACAGUGAAAAGAAAGGUAUUUUUUGAUGUGUAUGGUUGCCAAAUGAACUUAAAUGAUACUGACAUUGUCUGGUCUAUACUGAAAAAGGAAGGUUUUGAGAAAACUGACAUCGAGAACGAAGCAGAUAUAUUUCUAGUGAUGACCUGUUCCAUUAGGGAGGGAGCUGAGACCAAAAUAUGGCAUCGGCUAGACCACCUCAGAGGGUUUAAGAGAAGACGCGCACUAUCACAGAACAGAGAUAAGCCGGUAAAAAUAGGUAUAUUAGGAUGCAUGGCUGAGAGAUUAAAAGAAAAGCUGAUUGAGAAGGAAAAAGCUGUAGAUGUUGUUGCUGGACCAGACAGCUAUAGGGACCUGCCUCGUCUGCUAGCAUUGACAGAGAAUGGACAGACUGCUGUUAAUGUUUUACUGUCCUUAGAUGAGACAUAUGCUGAUGUGGUGCCUGUUAGACUAAAUAAGGAUAGUGUUUCUGCCUUUAUCUCAAUAAUGCGAGGGUGUGACAAUAUGUGUACGUACUGUAUAGUACCAUUCACAAGGGGCCGAGAGAGAUCCAGGCCAAUUGACUCUAUAGUAGAUGAGGUCAAACAUCUGAGAGAUCAGGGUGUUAAGGAGGUUACGCUACUGGGACAGAAUGUGAACAGUUACAGAGAUGUGAGCCAACAAACAGAGAAAUAUGAUACCAAGUUGGUUGAUGGCUUCAAAACGGUGUACAAAAGUAAGAAGGGUGGUCUAAGAUUCGCCGACUUGCUGGACAAGGUGUCCGCUGUGGACCCUGAGAUGAGGAUCCGCUUCACGGCUGCACAUCCUAAAGACUUCCCUGAUGAGGUAUUCGAAGUGAUCUCGUCCCGUCCCAACGUGUGCAAACUACUCCACCUGCCGGCUCAGUCGGGCUCCAGCGCGGUGCUGGAGCGCAUGCGGCGCGGACACACGCGGGAGGCCUACCAGAGGCUCGUGGAUAGAGUGAGGGAGUUGGUGCCAGGAGUGGGACUCUCGACGGACAUGAUCUGUGGGUUCUGUGGCGAGACCGACGAAGAAUUCGAGGAGACAAUGUCCCUGCUCGAUCUCGUCAACUAUAAUGUGGCGUUUCUCUUCCCGUACAGCAUGAGAGAGAAAACAACAGCGUAUCGUCGUUACAAAGACGACGUUCCCGAACACGUGAAAAGGGAACGACAUUUCAAAAUGGUGGAGCUAUACAGAAAGAAAUGUACAAUACUCAACGAGAAAGAAAUUGGGAACACACAUCUAGUGUUAGUCGAGGGUACAGUACCCAAAACGGGACAGAUAAUGGGUCGCAACGAGCUUUAUUUGAAGGUGGUUUUUGAACAGACCGAAAUACCGUCACAAGAAGGUAUGAGGAGUAUAAAACCGGGUGAUUAUGUUGGUGUGAAAAUAGUUGCAGCUAGAGCGUCUGUGCUGACUGGAGUGCCGUUGUAUCAUACAACACUUGCAGAGUUUUACAGGAGGUAUGCAUGGGCAGACAGACAUACAGAUGAAGCUAAACUACAUUACAGUAGCCUGAGAUGAAAUGAAAAUGUUAUGUAGAGGUUAUGUUAUUGUGUUAUAGUAUGUAGUUGUAAAUAAAUAGAUUGUUGAAGAAAUGUUUUUAAUUACAUUUUUGGUUUGACCAUGUUUGACUUAAAUUAGUGACUAUUAAAAAGGAGAUAUUACUAUUAGCGAUACGUUAUGUGUUAUAAACCAUACUUUUGUAUCACUUUUGCUU